Molecule: messenger RNA, 4026 nt
Organism: Colossoma macropomum (tambaqui)
Lineage: Eukaryota; Metazoa; Chordata; Actinopteri; Characiformes; Serrasalmidae
Product: heparan sulfate glucosamine 3-O-sulfotransferase 3B1
Exons: 2
Coding region: 266-1336 (356 amino acids)
Molecular function (GO): [heparan sulfate]-glucosamine 3-sulfotransferase activity
Source: RefSeq, a predicted model, not a curated record
UUAGACUCAGUAGAAGCUGAACGUUGAGCAGCGCUGAGGACUGACAGUUCAGCCUGACUGAAGACACCACAGGAUGUAAACAUCGGCUAACAGCUCUUCGGUUCGGCUGGAAGGAAAUGCAGCUCAAUUCCGUGGCAGGAAAAGCGGAAGAAGAGAGAUGAGUGAAGCUGCGUGUUGACGUUUUUCGCGCUGACCUGCAGGCUUUGAUUCCCUACGGCAUGAUUCCCGCGUCUGACAGCUCGCCCUGUGAGAAGGAGAGCUCCCCAUGGGAUGUUGGACGACAGGUUUCAGCUUCGGACACCUGAGAGCUCAGUCCAGGGUGUCCGUGUUCCUCACCAUGAUCCUUCUCUUCACCUAUGUCUUCUACUGUCUCACCGGCUGCUGCGACCUGACGCCGAGCCCGCUGUACGAGCGGCAAACUUUCAGAAACAAACUCUCCUCAGAGGAGCUCCGCGGAAACGCCUCGAGGCAGGGCUCUCUGGACGGGGCUGCUGAGGAGGAGGAGGACACGAAACACGCGCCGAGCGACAGCUUCAACCUCUCCGUGGCCAACAGCUUCGGCAGCAAGGAGUUCCCUCAGGCCAUCAUCAUCGGCGUGAAGAAGGGCGGCACGAGGGCACUGCUGGAGUUCCUGCGCGUGCACCCCGAUGUCAGAGCCGUGGGGGCGGAGCCUCACUUCUUCGACAGGUUUUACGAUAAGGGGCUCGAGUGGUACAGGAAUCUAAUGCCUCGUACUUUGGAAGGACAAAUCACAAUGGAGAAGACCCCCAGCUACUUUGUCACGCGAGAGGCCCCUGCUCGUGUCUUCGCCAUGAACCGUCACACCAAACUCAUCGUGGUGGUCCGAGACCCCGUCACCCGGGCCGUUUCGGACUACACCCAGACUCUAUCCAAAAACCCUGGACUGCCCUCCUUUCAGAACCUGGUCUUCAAGAACUCCACCACAGGUUUGAUCGACACGUCGUGGAGCGCCGUGCGGAUCGGCAUCUAUGCCAAGCACCUAGAGAACUGGCUCCGGUACUUUCCGCUCUCGCGGUUACUCUUCGUGAGUGGGGAGAGACUUGUAACGGACCCGGCAGGUGAGAUGGGGAGAGUGCAGGACUUUCUGGGCUUAAAGCGGGUGGUCACCAACAAGCACUUCUACUUCAACCAGACUAAAGGCUUUCCUUGCUUGAAGAAGCCUGAAGGAAGCAGUAGGCCGAGGUGUUUGGGCAAAUCUAAAGGUAGAGCUCAUCCUCAGAUACCGUCUGAAGUGCUACUGAGGCUCAGAGACUUCUAUAGACCCUUCAAUCUGAAGUUCUACCAGAUGACGGGUCAGGACUUUGGUUGGGAAUGAAAAGUCAAAUAGGUCUAAGGUUGUCUACCGAUUAUAUUAGUAUUAGAGUGACCUACACCUACAAUCCUGUUCUUCAGACUUAAAAGGGAAUUUCUCGUUUUUCUUUGUUUUUUUUGGUUUUUUUUACAUAAUUUAAUUUUUCAAAUGUUGUACACAAAUUCAUUCCGAGUGUUUUGGGGUGAAAUGUGCCUUUCUAGGGAAACUUCAGAACUGUUCAUAGUUAUGCUGAUGACAUCUGAAAUAUUUAAUUAAAACCAGUCUGAAUGGCUUUGUUUGAAUCUUAAAGAUUCAAUUAUGUAGAAUUUUAGGAAAGGCAGUGAAAAAAGGUUUAAAAGAGGUUUUUACAGAACCAACAGCAGAUCUUCUAUGGCUGUGUUCCAAGGAACCUUUUUGGCACCUUUUUGAAGAGUAAUGAAGUGAUAAUAGUUCUGUGAAAAAGGCCAAAAAUGAAAAAAAAACAACUCAUCAAUAACAAGCAUUGCAUAGCCGUCCAAACAAUGAAAAAGAAAACAAGGAAGCUUUUAAAAUGACUUAUAAAAUACAUAUAAAUACGUGUGCUCAUGAGGCUCUGUACCUCACUGUAGGAGAAUUUAAAAUAUGCAAACUGACAACUAUGCAUUGUCAUUGAGAAGAUUUUAACUGAUGUUUUUUAAGUGUAUAAUUCAGUUUUAUCGAGUAAUCAUGACAGCCCUAAGCAGGUCACGUGACAGUGCAGGGUGGACCAGGUUUCAUUUUGUUGUUCUGAUAAGCUGAUCACAAAUGUCAGUGCCAUACAAAAAGCUAUUAAGUUUAUGACGUUUGUUAUGACUGAUAAGUCAGUGUCAUAUGUUGCUGUUAUUAUUACAGUAUUCAGGCCAAGCUGUUUGGAGAUUAGUGACUUCUGUUGGACACAGCAGACAAAGUGCAGCAAUCUCAUGGUUGUUUGAUUGGGCAAUAUAAGUCAAACACAGUCCACAGUGAAACUGAAAAUCCUUUUUCUCUCCAUCUUUGUUUAAAAUAAUACUCCAGAAUUUUUCAACUUGAUCUUACUUUUUUUGCAUCAGUAGCAAAGACUUACAAUGGACAAUAACUUUCUUUAUGUUUUAACCAAAAGAACAGGAGGAAAAGACUCAAAACUCAUUUAUGAUAGAAGCUGCUGAAGCAACUGCCCAUUGCCUUCAAUUAUAAGAUUAUUAUCAUAUUGGCUUCUAUUCUGUUCCUCCUCUUCUUGUUGGUGCUUUGAAAAGAUUGAAAAGUUGAAAAGAUUCCACUCCAAUUCCAGGGUGAAUUUUCAGAUUCCACUGUUGAACCUGUGAUAUUUGGCAGGUGCCAUUACAUCAGUACAAAACAAACAAAAGAUAAGACUAGCAUAUAAUACUGGCAGUGUCAAAGUCAGUAAUCUACAUUGUAUGCAUUUUCUUUCUAAAUUGUGCCAUCUGUGAAGGUGGCACAAUUUACCAAAUUUCCAAAUCUUAAAUUAGCGUUGUUUCUUUUAUUCAUCUGUUUGUUAUACUGUUUAACUGUUCUAUUCCAUUUUUCCCUUCACCGCAGCAUUUGAAAACCAUGAUGUCAGCUACCACUAUUCUAUCUUGGUUAAAUUCAAUCACAGGUACAGAAGCUAGCCGUAAAAUAGCUUCCAGUGCCCCAUCUCUUUAAAUGGAUAUUCAGUUUGUGGUCUUUAAAUGACCCAGCUGUGUCUUCUAUAUCUGACGUUCGCCAAAACAGUGAACACAUUUGGUUGCUAUCAUCUGACCACGGUUACAUAACGAACUUGGAGCAAUGAGGGUUGUGCGAAUUUCAGUUAUACUUCUUUAAGCUCUAUACUUCUGUCUCAUUGCCUGUUUUUCUCAGAAAAGAAGCAGACAAAACCAGUUUUGUGGACUUUCAAGAUAUGUAUGUGUUGGCUUUCUAAUGCAACAGUGCCCAUUUUAAUAUCCCAAGAACCCAAUCAGAUUUUAGAUUUUUUAAAUAUUUUAAUUUAUACACUUUUCCAAAUGUUUCUCUGCACUGUGCAAAUAGGUUUAGCAUAUUUACUGAACUGGACUUAUCCAGGCUCCACCCACAAAUGCAUUCUAUCAUAGCUACUGUUGUAAGUUUGGACAACUUUUACAGAACAUUGGCAAAAGUACCAUCCAACCUACUCUAAGCAAAGUGGUCUUUAUUUAGAGUCACUACAUAACGCUUCCAGUUAAUCAAAACUAGGUAACUACAGUUGCCAACAUGCUAACGUUAGUGUAUUACAUCACCAAAACUACACAACAGUGUAGUAAAUUUCAUUUGAAAAUAGUAACACUGCAAAUUUGAUCAUGUUGCGUUCUCAUUAGGUUUCAUAAGAAUGCAUUUGUGGGCGGGACCUUGGUUUGGUCAUAUAGCAGUUACAGUGCAAAGAUGUGUUUUUUGUCCUCAGUGAAAUAAAGAAAUUAAUAACAUUUCAUUUACCAAUUGCAGCUGUUCAUAUGAUGGUUCAUCUUAACAGGAACAGGAAGUUCCAUUUUAAUGAAUAUUUGCUCUUUUCUGAAGCUUGUGUGUGAAAUUCCUUACUGGGUAUUUUUACCGGUCAUCUUUUCUGUCUGAAAUGUUCAUAAAAGGAGUUGUGCAGGGGUGGAAGUUACAAGUCAUACUGGACUAUGCCUUACUUUCAUGCAACAAUAGCAGACUGCCAGAAUAUAAUUUGGGUUUAUUUGCUGUAUAUUUGUUAUUUAUGUGUAAAA